AUGGCAAGCUAUGGCUUCUCAUGCUAUAUUUGUGGCCUAGAAGUCGAUGAUCCAAUGAAACUGGAGAUCCAUCUCAACAUCCACGCGGGAGCACUGAUGUUUGAGUGCGGCCACUGCGAAAUGGCUUAUUCCAACGAGAGACAACUUAGAGCGCACCUCGCACACACGCACCCACAGGCAGGAGACCCUAUUCGAUGUUCCUUUUGCCCUGAGCUGUUUGCUUCUACAACUAAGGCGGCGGCUCACGAACGCCUUCACACCAAGGCCCGUUGUCCCAUGUGCUUGUCAACACAAUCGGUUAACCUACCGCCGUGCACUCUCUAUCUGCACAGUCAUGCUAACAGUCUGCAUAGGAAUCAAGUCCCUGAGCUUCUUCGCAAGUUCAAUCUCUUAGAGGGGCUGCAUGCGGAACACUCCGCUGAUAACAUAGCUGACAUUAUGGCAAAACGAGGACUCACUGGCAGCUACAAGCUUGACCCCGCCCUAAUCCCUAAGCUCUGUGAGCCUUGUGACAUGAUCACAAUGAACAAACCGUCGAAGGUUGUUCUGCACAAGCUAUUCUCUCCGCGCAGUAGUUCUCUAGUGGCUGCGGAGAUAGACACGUUCUACUCCAUCCUAGGCAUUAGCAAGGCCAAGAUCAGACAUAUAGACAUGUUUCAAAUAUACCGCAUUGCUCCUUGCUGUGGCCGACAAUUUGAUACAUUGGGACGGUUCAAUCGGCACGUCAAGGCCUGCUAUCCAGAGGUUUAUCAGAACUUGAUGAUUAAAGAUACCACAAUAGCUGCCCCAUCAAAUAUUACAUACGCCAAGAUAAAGGCUAAGCAGCUUGCUCGGAAGGAGAACAUGAUAGCCAAGUCCUCUCAAAGCAAUUCUGCAGAGAAGGAUCAACGUCCCAAAUUCGAGUGCCCCGUUUGUCACAAAGAACUUUCUGCAGCUACUUUUCUAACCAACCAUAUCAGGAGGCUACAUCCAGAAAUACAGUUAGCAAAAAUGAAGGUGAAGAGGGUAAAAAUUUAG
Molecule: messenger RNA, 1017 nt
Organism: Giardia duodenalis
Lineage: Eukaryota; Fornicata; Diplomonadida; Hexamitidae
Product: Zinc finger domain
Exons: 1
Coding region: 1-1017 (338 amino acids)
Cellular component (GO): nucleus
Source: RefSeq, a predicted model, not a curated record